This is a messenger RNA of Physella acuta, 1185 nucleotides long. RefSeq lists its product as uncharacterized. Lineage: Eukaryota; Metazoa; Mollusca; Gastropoda; Physidae. The record is from RefSeq and is a predicted model, not a curated record.
CCCACAAUGGUUGUUACAGUGAAACGUCUAGUUCUCAGUGACACAGUGUUAGCACUGGCCUCAGCCGUACAUGUUAGACUUAAUGUUUCCAUUCCCUCGGAAUCGUUUUUUGGAUAUUACGAGUUCGAAAUCGAUCCCUCAAAAAGAGACAAAAACUGUAUCUUUGAUGAUCUAUUUCCAAGCAUUCGAUUGGGAUAUUCCAUCACAGGAGGAUUCUUUUCCAACUUAAGAAAAUUGUUUUAUUGGGAUAUGUGUGAAUUGCUAAGCAACAGUGUAGAACUUAACAUCACAGUUAAAAACACUACCAAAAACAAAAUGAACUGUUCAAACGUUUCAAAGACUAUAUGUGCAAUGUAUUGUAAUGCUGAUUUUUCAUUAGCCAACACUACGAGAGCUUUGAUGACUCUCAAAAAUAUUACGCUAAAAAAUAAGUGUAUUAAAUAUGUGCGUCAUACACAUAGACCAACACAGAUCACGCACGCCACAUCAAGCAGCACACCACCAGUGCAGCUCUCGACUUUAAAACAGAUUUGGACUAAAUCUACGACAAAAUCUGCAAUCGUCACUCCGUCAUCGAACAUUACGAUUUCUCGAUCAACCACUGCAAAGACCACAUUAAAAAUAUCCACAACCACUUCAGAUAACAUGUUCUCGUCUACAACUAUAUCAAGAGCAGGGAAAAUCGUUCAACAUUUUAAUGUAUCUGGUAACGAAGCUACAAUACUCGGAGUUUUCUUCGGCUCCGUAAUCCUGGUCGUGUUUAUCGUCCUUUUCAUAUGGCGCCUCACAAAAUUUGAACUGUUCGUGAAACAAACACAAGUAGAGGCAUUUUGUAUCGCCGACCUCAGUGAAGCCAUCAACAGAAACAGUAAUGGCGCGGCCUGCUCGAUGAAUGUUUACACAACACCGGAUGGGGAAUGGGACACAGAAGAUGGGCACCGUCACAGAGAUGUGUACUCACUCCCGGGAACUGAAGACAACUACAGUACCGGACGGUACCAGAUACCAGAUGUCAUCAAAGGUCAGGUCCAUUUAGAGAGCUACGGCAAAGAUCCGUCUGUUGCUAACGGCGGGUAUCAAGAUAAUUAUAUUGACGUCACUGAACAUUAUGUUUACAUGGAUGACACCUUGAAAAGGGGGGUAGUGUAUGAUGUCAUAGACAUACACUCAUACAUCAACACUUAA